GUGGAGUCGAUGCUCGUACGCCGAACGCGAUAUUUGAAUUUAAACAUCGAAUUAUUUUUAGUGUUCUAGCGUAAUAAAAAUAUUUAUGCAUAUUUUCGCGUGUAGCAACAUUUUAUAGUCAGUGGAAUACGUGUUUGCACAGUAGAGUAGCCGGUAAAUUGAGUCAUGGACUGUCAUAUCUCAGUGAAGAACAGUGGUUCCCGAUAGUAUUUUAGUUAUUUAUUAAAAUAUUUUUAAUUUAUAACAUAACGUGUGUGUGUUGGCUGUUUGUAAAUACUGGGACAUUAAAAAAGAAAACAGAACCAUGGCGAGAAUAAGUUUACUGCUGGUGAUAGCAUGCCAGCUAAUCACCAUCCCGUCCAUCAGAACUGAUGAUGAGAACCCCUUCCUGGACCUGGCAUCAUCAUUCCUGCAGAAUAUGGGAGAUGGUGGUAAUAACAUGAAUGGAUUGGCUGCUAUAGGAAGCAUUGUUGGGAACCUGAUGCAGGGAGACAAUGCCAAGAACUUGGGCGCCAUGUUUGGUCAGACUGACAAUGGAAAUGCUGGUGAUAUGCUGUCAGGUCUGGGCAGUCUACUAGGUGGUCAAGAUGGCAAGAUAGAUCCAGCACUAGUAGGAUCAAUGAUAUCCAUGUUUGCCCAGCAGAUGGGAACCACAGAGUCCUCAAAACCAGCGAGACAGAAGAGAGAGAACAAAGAGCCAGGUGAACUGAAUCUGGAAAGCAUGAUGACCUUGGCAUCUGGUCUCCUCGGCAACAAGAACGCUGGAGGAUUUAUGCCUUUAGUAAUGAACGUUUUGAGUUCAUUUUCGGAUAGCGAGGCUCAGAAGCGAGCUGAUGAGCACAAGGACCAUGCUUCAUUCUUGCCUCCAUUCUUGGAGAAGGCUCAUUUGUACUGGGAUAUCUUCAUAAACUCAGAGUUGGGCAAAACUAUCUGGGAGAAGUCGGGUUUGAAGCGAGGAUUGAAAGCCUUUACAGGACCUGAUGGAAAUAUCAGUUUCCAGCAGAUGUUUAAGAACUUUGAAAACCAUUCGUUCAGGAGGCAUUGGAUUAAAGCUGCAGCCAAGUACUUGACUGAUAUGGUGGUACAUGUUGCAAAGCCUGAAGUUUACAGCAGGUACCUGAUAUCAGGUCAGUACAUCACGAACAGCUUCCUGGACUCCCAAGGUUUCCCUAAGAGCACACACUUCAACGUGAAGAAACCAGAACAGUCCCUGACUACGCUGCUGAACCACGUACUUAAGAAGUACUUGGAUAUGGACACCGAUGUCGGUGAAUAUGUGGUACCAGCUGUGGAGUAUGUCAAGCAAACCCUAAAAAUGGCAGAAGCAACCACAAAGACCAUGUCUACCAGGGGCGACUACAACGCCAUCGCUGACCGUCUGACUGACACCCUGAACUUAGAGGUGAUAGAACCAGUGCUGAGGGUGUACAGAGCAUACCAGCAUUCAGUGAAGGCUCCUCACUGCCAGGAACAUCUCAUGUGCCUUGUUAACAGACACCACGACCAGGAUAAAAAAGGUAUACCAGGCUUCAAGGCUGGUCUCACGAAGCUCAGCAGUUUGGCAGCAUCAGCGGCACUCAGCUUCCAGAAUGGCAAAGGAUUCUUCGAUUUAUACAACGCUAUCCAGAAUGAUGUAAAUUGUGAAGCGGCAUACCCAGCAGACUGUUCAGCAUUCCACGAACACGAGCUGAAAGUGACAACAGAAGUGUACCAUAGCGAAUUAUAAGCACUUAUUUAUAAGUAGACCAACUUAAUUUAUGUAUUAACUUAAUGUUAUCCCUUCCCUGUACUUAGGUAAAGAGUGAGCACUAUUUUUGGCUUUUUUGUUUGUAUUCAUCAUUUUUUGGGUUUCGUUUUUAUAAAGAGCACAAUGAGAAAUUAUUAUGUUAAAAUGUCAUAAAAAUAUAAGUAUUCAUAUCUAGCAUUAACAUUUGGACAUUCUUAAGUAAUUCACACGGAAUUUACUUAAUAGCAAUUAAAGAAAAAUAGCUAGACACGUUCCUGGAACUGCGAAAUGGAGCUCCAAUUACAUAAAUAUGUGAUUACCUUUCAUGUAUGUAAUUAAUAUUAUUUACACACUUUCAUUACUUCAUUACCUAUCAUUGUUUUCAUUACUUCUUCCUUAAUUCUAUAAAUUAUCAGCAAAAAUCACGAAUUUACUUAAAAUUCAUUGGAUCAUUUCCAUAAUGACCCAUUAAAAAUGAAAAUGAUUCAGUCCAUUAAUAAAUUUAUGGCACUUUCAAAUGAAUUGUGGCACUUUUCUAUUUCUAAUAAUUUAGUUUCUUAUCAUUUUAUAUUUGUCUAAAUAUACUUGAUUUUAUAUUUAAAAGUGAUAAUUAUGUUCAUAAUAAAAUUAUGUACUUAUAAACCGGUUACAUACUCGUUGUUACUAUGCAACAGUUACAUUUUAAAUGGAUAAAUAAUCCUUAUUAGCCCCGUUAUAGCAUUUUAUAUAGAAUUUCAAAUCUUUGGAAAUGGUCGUACCUACCUACCUAUUGAUUUUAGAAAUGUCAAAAAUAUUCAUUAUCGUAAUUCCGAUUUUAUGGCGAAAACCAGUUGCAUUUAGGUUUCAGAGAAUUAUUAUAAAAUAUAAUUAUUAUUAUAAUAUAUAUUUAAAAAUGUACUUAGUAUUGAUAGUUACUAUAAAAUUGAAAUUAAGUAAAAUAAUUUUAGUUUUUGCUGGACAUUUGGUGCUAAAGUUUAUAUUGCAUUUAAUUGACUUCUGCCUAUCUUCAAAUGGUAGGCACAAGUCGAAAUUAUAUAGAUAGAUGUAUUAAUAUAUUAAAAUCUCGAAUCUUAAUAUAAUAAUAAUUUAAAUAUAAUUUUUAAAUAUUAAAAUUUAUUUGAUGUCAUUAUUCAUUUUAUAAUGUAAAUACAUUCCAAAUUUAUGUAAGAAAUGGGAAAUAAAACUCUUA
Spodoptera litura is the source of this 2915-nucleotide messenger RNA. RefSeq lists its product as uncharacterized. The record is from RefSeq and is a predicted model, not a curated record. Lineage: Eukaryota; Metazoa; Arthropoda; Insecta; Lepidoptera; Noctuidae.